Boeremia exigua is the source of this 414-nucleotide messenger RNA. RefSeq lists its product as uncharacterized. The record is from RefSeq and is a predicted model, not a curated record. NCBI's taxonomy places the organism in Eukaryota, Fungi, Ascomycota, Dothideomycetes, Pleosporales, Didymellaceae. The coding region runs from base 1 to 414 and encodes 137 amino acids. The transcript has a single exon.
AUGUCUACUUCUAGCCAAUACCACAUCCCGUUCCCCACGAACUUUCUCUCUCUCAACACGCCCCUCAAGCGCGCUGGCGAUGUCCCUUCCAGCACCAUCAGCAACAGCGAGCUAUCCAGCGCCGCCGUCGCUCAGCUGCCCGAGCAGUCUGCUCACGGGUUUCUUUCCAACCGCCCCGACGGCAUGGCUCGACACCAGUCCGUCUCGUCUGUCACCAGCGUCAGCACGGCCACAGACUCUGUUAGUGGCUCGCCACCUAGUCUACCCGCAAAGGAUGCCCGUUCACCGAGCCUUAGCGAGGCGAGCUUCUCUCCUCUGGCGCUUAACACCAGGCAUGCGGCGCUCCCUUCGAGCAGCGUUCGUGAGGCUGGUGAGAGGGGCGUGAAGAGCUGGUUCUUGACCAACAGGCGCUAG